Suillus discolor is the source of this 2103-nucleotide messenger RNA. RefSeq lists its product as uncharacterized. The coding region runs from base 1 to 2103 and encodes 700 amino acids. Lineage: Eukaryota; Fungi; Basidiomycota; Agaricomycetes; Boletales; Suillaceae. The record is from RefSeq and is a predicted model, not a curated record. The transcript is spliced from 11 exons.
AUGACAUGGUCCCAAUGGUCUAUGGUCCAUGGGCAGUACAUCCUCUUUUGGUCCACAAAAAUAAUAGGGAAGGACCGUGGAACGUUGGAGAGACCAGCAGAAACAUACCUCUUAGGGACGGGCGGACGAAACUCACAGCUAGAAAAACUUGACGCAGUCCUUGAACGACCAUCAUGUAAACGGUCCUCAAAAGGCUCAACGACCUUUGGUGCUGAUGUUUCAAAGAACCCACAAGCUCCUGAUUCUUGCAAAGGUAAAGGCCACAAGUCUAGAAAGGUCGCUGCUCCCCCACCAUAUGCUCCAGCAGAUGUGAAUCUUGUUGAUGCAUCUCAAGCAUCCAACACGCAACAGGAUGUGCCCAAAACGACAAUUGUACCGCCUGGUACCGAGCCUAACUUGCAGGCCCUGAAUAACCCCUAUGUGGCUGCCAUGAUUGGUACUGCAGCUGCACGCCCCCCCACUAACAGCUCAGUGCCAUCGCUUAUCCCACACGCACCCUUAGAGCCGAACUCGCAGGUCCUGAAUAACCCCUACGUGGCUGCCAUGAUUGGUACUGCAGCUGCACGCCCCCCUACUAACAGCUCAGUGCCAUCGCUUAUCCCGAGUGCACCCUUAGAGCCAAGGUUUUCGGAUGCUAUCAAGUAUUAUUAUCAGCCUGCCACUUCCCCUCAAAUGCCAGAGCAUGUUAUAGACCUGGCACUGCGGAUUCAACCAUCAUCACUUGGUGUAGGUGGGUGCUUGGAGCCAAGUGUUCCGAAUGUCACCCAGUACGAUAUUCAGCCUAUGUUUAAAGGCACUGCGCUCCCGAGGCUCCCAGAGGGUCCUACAGGCCCAGCGCUACAGCCUCAGAACCGACCUCCUCCAAUAAGUGACAGAUCAGAUCUUGACGGAAGUGAUGAGAAUGAUGAGAGUUCAACGGAUGAAGAUACCAAAGAAGGGGUCAAAGAUGCUGGUGAAAAUGAUACUGUCGGAUGGGGAGCGGAUUUUCGCAGGAACAACCACCUCAGCCACUUCAAAAUCCACUACUCACACGACGAAGAUGAAAAUGGUGCAGCAGCUAGUCUCACCUCGGUGCAGUUGCAGCCACAUGUUCAGAACUCACGUAAAGACGAUGCAGCUGCUAAUCUCGUGUUAACACAACCAAAGGUAGAUGAUGUACUCAAGAAACACCAGAAAAAGAAUGGCUGGCGUCGUCUCCCUGACCCUGAGGCUCUUGAAGUACUACGCCGGCAAACUGAAACUGAUGUUCAACAAGAAGCUCCGACAUCGCGGUCUGAAGCAAAACCCACUCAACUCGGGUGGUACGGAACUGGCUGGAAAGGCUUCCUGGAGGACGCGAAGGCAGAAUGUCGCGCUGUCCAUGCAUUGGAAAACCCAUUUCCAUCUCUGACCCAUGACUUAACAUGUUUGAUAAUGGAAGUCCUCUUAUCGGUCAAGCUUGCAUGGGAGCAAGCUGGGAAGCAGGUAGAAACCGGUGUGUGGCCUGCACAGAAAUCCAACAUGGCAAGGCUGCUCUAUGACGAUCUUGCGACUUGGCGGUCUGAAUUGAAGAAGGUUGUGAUUUCCCUUGCCCUGAGCAUAUUGGGUCUUGUUCCCCCUGCUGAGGUACCUGCCCUGGAACGGCCAGUGUGGGUCUCACACGAAGCAUCAAGGCAGCGCAAAGAUUCUCUGUUCCUACGAGGUGGAUUCGAUGCCAAUGGAAAGACCAAUAAUUUCGCAAGUCCUGCGCUUCGAGAAGCCGUUGUGUUAUUUUAUUAUACCGGACCUUACAGAAUUGCUCAGCGAAGGCCAGAAAUAUUUCGCACACAGCUGUCUUUGUCGUGCUUAGCUCUCGUUGCCACUGCAUAUGACUGUGGUCUCCUUGGCUUCGAAAAGAACGGUACUGGCAAGGUCUUUCCCAAGUUCACUGCGAAGGAGUACAAAACAGAAUAUGAGGAGAUGCUGGAGAUGAUGGGCGUUGUUUUGGAUGAUGCGUAUCAUGGCCCAAAGCUGGUAAAGCAGCUCCAGGAGUGGGCCGCAUAUGGCUGGUUGGAAGGCCUGAAGGUUGACUCUCGUGGCAGCUUGGAGAUGAAGCGCACUCACUUGAAGGUGGUACUUGACUAG